This is a messenger RNA of Stereum hirsutum FP-91666 SS1, 1555 nucleotides long. RefSeq lists its product as uncharacterized. NCBI's taxonomy places the organism in Eukaryota, Fungi, Basidiomycota, Agaricomycetes, Russulales, Stereaceae. Gene Ontology annotation, molecular function: hydrolase activity, acting on ester bonds. Gene Ontology annotation, biological process: phospholipid catabolic process. The transcript is spliced from 12 exons. Bases 37 to 1416 code for a protein of 459 amino acids. The record is from RefSeq and is a predicted model, not a curated record.
GCGCUCACCUCUCCCUCGAGCAGGUCCAACUUCAAGAUGUUCAAAUCCUCUGCGUUCCUCGUGGCCUUGUUUGUUGGAUCGGCAUAUGCCGUUACUGCCCCGACCUUCGUUGCUCCUGCCGCUGGACCUCUUGUGCAGUCGACCAACUAUACGGGAUUAUCUAACAACACCUUGACCAAUUCCUCCUGGGUCGCAGGCAAAUCAUUUGACAGGUUUAUUCAGAUAUGGCUUGAGAACACGGACUUCAAUGUUGCGGCCUCUAGCCCUGUCUUCCAGGAGCUCUCGAAGGAGGCUAUUCUCCUCUCGGAGCUGUUCUCUGUCACCCAUCCUUCGGAGCCAAACUAUAUUGCCUCUCUUGGCGGAGAUUUCUUCGGACUGGGAGAUGACGACUACUACCACAUACCCUCAAAUAUCAGCUCCAUCAUUGAUAUUCUCGAGGAUGGGGGUAUCUCCUGGGCAACGUACAGCGAAAAUCAGCCUACCGAUGGUUAUGGCGGGUUCAAUUUCUCGUCCGUGAACUACGGUAAUUCCUCGGCAGCCGAUUAUGCCUACUAUGUUCGCAAACAUACGCCGUCAACCAUUUUCGACUCAGUCGCGGCCAACACUAGUCGCACCAACAAAAUACGUAACUUCAACGACUUCGCCAACGACGUUGUGAACGGAUCCCUUCCUCAGUGGAUAUUCGUCACUCCCAACAUGGUGAACGAUGCUCAUGAUACGACCAUCGACUACGCUAGCAGUUGGUUAUCGUAUUGGUUGAUCCCUUUGCUCAACGACACCAGAUUCAAUGAUAACAAGACCUUAAUCCUGUUGACCUUUGAUGAAAACGAGACAUAUGGCGUUGAAAACCGCGUCUACUCUCUGCUGCUCGGCGGCGCCGUCCCUUCGUCCCUCAAGGGCACAACGGACAGCACAUUCUACUCCCAUUAUUCCUCUCUGAGUACCGUGGAGGCAAACUGGGACCUGCCUGCUUUGGGCCGUGGUGAUGUUAACACGACUAUGAAUAACGUCUACGAGUUUGUCGCCAGCACAACCGGCUGGACGAACACGAACGUUACUGACAAGCCUUUGCUCAACUUGACUGGCAUCUUUGCUGGCCCUCUCAAUGUCGAAAUGUACCUUCCAUUCACCGCUCCCAACCUGACCGCCAAGGGAGCCGGCAACGGCAAGAUCUUCACUUCCCCAUUCCUCAACACCUCCAUCACCGCCUCCAACGUCGGAAACUCCGUCAAUCUGACCGCUUCGGGCGUGACGAACCCGUGGGUCAUAAGCACCAAUGCGGUUACUUCAAACACUACCUCGAGCUCCAGCUCGUCGACGUCUUCGAGCGCCACAGAGGCUGUCGUGCUCAAGACCUCUGUGCUCGGUUUGUUUACCGUUGCUGCUGGUGUUUUUGCUGGUGUUGUUUUGGUGUAGGCGGUAUUGGGCUUCAGUGGUGCACUCUUAAGAAUUGAUUUUCAUCGUCGAUGACCCUACCGUUGGACACGUAUUCGCUGAGUUGGAAUACAAUACGACGCGCUUCCUUCUCCGCUGUAGCAAUUUCCCUGCAUCCAAG